Molecule: messenger RNA, 1527 nt
Organism: Aspergillus affinis
Lineage: Eukaryota; Fungi; Ascomycota; Eurotiomycetes; Eurotiales; Aspergillaceae
Product: putative zinc knuckle transcription factor (CnjB)
Exons: 14
Coding region: 1-1527 (508 amino acids)
Biological process (GO): positive regulation of cytoplasmic translation
Cellular component (GO): cytoplasm
Molecular function (GO): zinc ion binding; translation regulator activity; mRNA binding
Source: RefSeq, a predicted model, not a curated record
AUGAGCUGGAAUCCUGGUGGAGCCGAAUGGACUCCUAACGACCCCGGCUUUGGGAACGUCGAAAAUGUCAACCCCGGUGGCUUCAAGCCGUCUUCUGACUACGGAGGUGAUUACUUCGGUGGAGGCGACGAGAAGCCCUACAAGGGUGCUGAUGACAACAAGUGCCGCAACUGCGGUAGUGAUGAUCAUUUCGCUCGCAUGUGCCCUGAGCCUAAUAAGGGUAUGGCUUGCUUCAACUGCGGCGAGGAGGGUCAUUCCAAAGCAGAGUGCACUGCGCCUCGCAAGGCUAUGGCUUGCUUCAACUGCGGUGAGGAGGGUCAUGCCAAAGUAGACUGCGCCAAGCCUCGGGUCUUCAAGGGCACUUGUCGUAUCUGCAAUCAAGAGGGACACCCCGCUGUUGAAUGUCCCGAAAGACCCCCCGACGUGUGCAAGAACUGCAAGAUGGAGGGCCACCCAACUAAGGACUGCACCGAAAAUCGGAAGUUUGAUACCAACCAUAUCCCCGAUAAGCUUCCCGAAGAGGCCUGGGAUGCCAUCAUAACGGCCAGUGUCAAGAGGGAUCUCGAGGAUUUUCGUGAGGCUAUCAAUAUCUACUCCAAGGCUGUUCCCCAGGCCACUUUCGUCGACAUCGAAAACAAACUGCGCGAGGAUGACCUCAAUUUCCACCUCAUUGCCAUGGAGAGACAAGUGGAAGAUUGCAUCAGUCUUAUUGACCUCCAGGGCAAGUUGAACUGCACCUACGUCGUCGGACUCUUCUACAGUGCCAAACCUCAGCGUGCACACCUUCGUGAGCGCUGGCCUGCUUCUGUUGAAGACAACCUUGAACGCCUUGGAGAUGCCGGCCUUCCGUUUGACCGUCAGGUUCCCAAGUGCCGUAACUGUGGCGAAAUGGGACACACUACUCGCGGAUGUAAGCAAGAGUAUGUCGCUCCCGACUUCGAGAAAGUGGAGGUGAAAUGCGUCAACUGUAGCGCCGUGGGCCAUCGUGCUCGCGAUUGCACUGAGCCUCGCGUCGAUCCAUUUGCAUGCCGGAACUGCGGAUCCCCUGAGCACAAGGCUUCAGAUUGUCCUAAUCCCCGCACUGCCGAAGGUGUGGAGUGCAGACGUUGCAACGAAGUCGGUCACUUUGCAAAGGACUGUCCUCAGGCCAGUGCUCCUAGGACCUGCCGUAACUGUGGAUCCGAGGACCACAUUGCUAGGGACUGCGAUCAGCCACGGGAUGUGUCAACUGUGACCUGCCGCAACUGUGACGAGGUCGGACAUUUCAGUCGUGAAUGCACCAAGAAAAAGGACUGGUCCCGAGUCAAGUGCAACAACUGUGGUGAAAUGGGACACACCAUCAAACGCUGCCCAACCGCCGGCGAGUCGGGUGAAAUGGACACGGUAAACACUGAGAACAACGACUAUGGAGGUGGUGCCGAUAGUUGGAAUCCCGGAGCAACCGAGUCCUACGACCAGCCUGAACCCACCGACGGAAGCGGGGGAGGAUGGGGAACCGGAGCCGCUAUCAGCAGUACUUGGGACUAG